AUGCGGAGCGGCCAAACCAAGCCAGCCAGAAUAGUCGAAGAGAUAAGACAAGAGCCACAGAAUCAGAAACGCGCACGGGCCUGGAAUGCGAUAGAAGGCGAGCUGAAAAAGAUCGAGCACGCAGAAGGUGCACCUCUGGAAAGCUCAACAGUGAAGCCAGACAUAGGCGCAACCGUAGUCGGAGAAGUGCGGCGGCGAGGCUCGCUUCCGACGCCACCGAACCCCACCCAGCUUCGAUUGUAAUAUGAAAGGAAAAGAAGAGUAGAAAACAGUAGUUGUACGUAUUGUUCGAUCAACUACGUAGAUUGAGAAAAUAGUACAUCUUCUUACUAAAGGAAAUAGGCUGGUUUCGUCAUCAUGUCGAAGGUCAUUGAACUGGUAUCGUCAAUGAACGAGUAGCAGUAGCUUCCAGUAGUAUAGACAUUACUCAUUGUGCUUUUAGAAGGAUGGUCUCACAGCUUUACCUCGAGGAGGCUUUGUCUAUCAUCUAGCACUUUUCCAACAUUUAGGUUUGUGUAUUGGCUCGAAGGAUGUGCUAGCCAAGGACAAUUUUUUUAGAGAACUACGUGUUUAUUGUUCUAAUUUGUUUUUAUUGGCAACUUUCUCCCGUUUCUUGCGUUCGGGUUCUUCGAUAACACGAUUAUGCUCAUUUGUGGUGAAUUUCUGCAUCGGCAUCUCGGUGCCGUGCUGGGCAUCUCGGCCAUGGCUGGGGCUGCCCUCGGCAACAUAGUCGGAGACGUCUGCGGCAUUGGCUUAGCGGGAACGGUCGAGUUUUUCAGCGGGAAAACGGUGGAAGACCAUCCUCUGACGACGCGGCAGAUGAAGCUCGCACCGGUCCAGAGGGUGAAAACAUCUGCAAUGGCAGCGGGCGUUUUUACGGGCUGUGUAUUGGGGAUGUUCCCUCUCUUUUUCUUCGAGGAUAAAAAGGGGACGAACGCUACUGCUGGUGUGGCGCCAACGACGGGUACGGGUGCGCAAGCGAGCAGCGACCCAAACGGUGCACUAGGAGAAGGUAAUUCGGGUGGAAUCGCGACUGAAAAGGAUCAACAUGAGCAGAAAGCUGUUUUUUUGGGUAAAGGAUAGAACCAGUCAGACUUUGCACACUAUGUGAAGUUUUCUCGUGUAAGAAC
Amoebophrya sp. A25 is the source of this 1130-nucleotide messenger RNA. The record is from the annotation of a GenBank genome assembly. Lineage: Eukaryota; Dinophyceae; Syndiniales; Amoebophryaceae.